GAAGCAAGUGGGCUUGUGCUUAUAAUGUCGGACAGUUACACUAGGCUGUCAUUGAGAAAGUGACUUUAUGCUAUUUUCAUUCAUGUAUUGGUUUGAAGUUCACUUUUUUCUUCUUUUUUUCGUGGGAAGUUCAAAAUUUUAUUGCAGCUUAUGGAGGAGGGGAUGCAUUAGAUCAAGUUUCAGUGUUCACUUAAUCAUGUUCUUGAUUUUUUGCCUUUCCGGUUUUCUAGAUUUUGUGAGAUUGAAAUAAGACUUGUACUUGAUUUGUGUUCGUCUCCCAUUCAGGUGAAGGGUAAAAACUCAAAACCAUGCUUCUCAACUAGACGUUGCAGCCACAUCCAUCUUAGUUUGUUUAUACAGCUUGUGAAAAUUGUUUCUAACUCCUUAAUCACAACGACUGCAUGCUCAUCAUAAGAAUUUUGUGUUGAUCCAGUUGAGCUUGAACAGCUCGAGCUCUGUAGACUCCGUCCCCCGUUCGGUCUUCUUGGGCAGCAGCCUAAAGAAGGUGAACUCCAGAUUCACCUCCCCAAAGGUUUCAUCCGGCAGCUUCAAGGUUGUCGCUGAAGUUGAAGAGGACAAGCAGACCAACAAGGACAAAUGGAAAGGCCUCGCCUUCGAUACUUCUGAUGACCAACAGGACAUCACCAGAGGAAAGGGGAUGGUUGAUUCACUCUUCCAGGCUCCCAUGGGGACCGGAACUCAUUAUGCGAUCAUGAGCUCAUACGAUUACAUCAGUGCUGGCCUUCGCCAAUACAACCUGGACAACAACAUGGAUGGUUUCUACAUUGCUCCUGCUUUCAUGGACAAGCUUGUAGUUCACAUCACCAAGAACUUCAUGACUCUCCCUAACAUCAAGGUUCCUCUGAUUUUGGGUAUCUGGGGAGGCAAGGGUCAGGGCAAAUCCUUCCAGUGUGAACUUGUCUUUGCCAAGAUGGGAAUCAACCCCAUUAUGAUGAGUGCCGGAGAACUGGAAAGUGGAAACGCUGGUGAGCCCGCAAAAUUGAUCAGGCAAAGGUAUCGUGAGGCAGCUGACAUCAUCAAGAAGGGCAAGAUGUGCUGCCUCUUCAUCAACGAUCUCGAUGCUGGUGCUGGUAGGCUCGGUGGGACCACUCAAUACACUGUGAACAACCAGAUGGUGAACGCUACCCUCAUGAACAUCGCUGAUAACCCGACCAAUGUCCAGCUCCCCGGUAUGUACAACAAGGAGGAGAACCCCCGGGUCCCCAUCAUCGUCACUGGUAACGACUUCUCCACACUGUAUGCCCCUCUCAUCCGUGACGGUCGUAUGGAGAAAUUCUACUGGGCACCAACUCGCGAAGACCGCAUUGGUGUUUGCAAAGGUAUCUUUAGGUCCGACAAUAUCCCCGAUGAAGACAUUGUCAAACUCGUUGAUAACUUCCCCGGCCAAUCUAUUGACUUCUUUGGUGCCCUGCGUGCUCGUGUCUAUGAUGACGAAGUAAGGAAGUGGAUCUCCGGUGUUGGAGUUGACAGCAUUGGAAAGAAGCUCGUGAACUCAAAGGAGGCCCCAACUUUCGAGCAGCCGAAGAUGAGCCUCGACAAGCUCCUUGAGUAUGGAAACAUGCUCGUUCAGGAACAGGAGAACGUGAAGAGAGUCCAGUUGGCUGACAAGUACUUGAGUGACGCCGCUCUCGGUGAUGCCAACAAAGAUGCCAUGGAGAGCGGAACCUUCUUCAGCUAGAAUGCUCACUCUGGAAGUUUGAUUGUUUGGUGUGUUCAUCUGUCGUUCCUAGUGGUAGCAAAAUGAGGAGUCAUAAGCUCAUACUUUAUGAAUGCAAGCAAGCAACGGAUUCCUUUCACAUGACAAGAACUAGUUUCGACAGCCAGAAUUGAGAGCUGUAGUUGCAAGCACCAGGACAUCCUGUCUUUGUUGUUUCUUUUUUGUGCUAUAUUAAAAAAAAAAAAAAAAAUCUUGAUGUUUGGGCAAUC
Molecule: messenger RNA, 1947 nt
Organism: Eucalyptus grandis
Lineage: Eukaryota; Viridiplantae; Streptophyta; Magnoliopsida; Myrtales; Myrtaceae
Product: ribulose bisphosphate carboxylase/oxygenase activase 2, chloroplastic-like
Cellular component (GO): thylakoid; chloroplast stroma
Molecular function (GO): ribulose-1,5-bisphosphate carboxylase/oxygenase activator activity; ATP binding; ATP hydrolysis activity
Source: RefSeq, a predicted model, not a curated record